Arabidopsis arenosa is the source of this 2296-nucleotide messenger RNA. The record is from the annotation of a GenBank genome assembly. Lineage: Eukaryota; Viridiplantae; Streptophyta; Magnoliopsida; Brassicales; Brassicaceae.
AAAGCAAUAUAGAGAGGUUUUUUUUUCGUUUACCUAAGAAGAAAGAAAAAUCUUAAGAGUAUGUGCAACAUAUACAUGGAGGAAGAAGGCACUCUAGCACGAGAAGAAGAUGGCCUAAAACCUGAGGCCUACGAUCUUUACUUCAAGGGUUUCGUAAGAAAGGACUCAUUGGCAGGAUUUGGGGUCGCAAUUUGCAGACAAGAGGACGAUACUCUCUUGUUUAGGAUGAAGGGAUCCAUCCAUGACUCUGCCAUUACAGUUUUGGAGGCUGAGCUUACGGCAUUGAAGCGAGGACUAACGGAAGCCGUGAGUUUGGGGAUGACUCAUAUCUUAAUCUGCUGUGAUCAUUAUCAGAUUUAUAACUUGGUCACUGGGAGAUGUGCGCCUGAGCAAGAGAACACCGCGUUGCUAAUGGAUGAUGUGCAACGCAUAAGACAACAAUUGACAUCUAGCAUCCCUGUUCUGAUGACUGAAAAUCAAGUUAAAUUUGCUUAUAAACUUGCAUUGGAAACACUAGUUUCUGAAACAAGCAUACGUAUGCCUCCGCAUAACACAAGGUGCUCUGGAUCUAUGAGAUGCUGCAAAGUUUCGUGUCAUAGUAACUUGUCAUGCAAUGAUUGCGAGAGUGAAGACGAAGCAGCAGCGAUGACUUCGUCGAGCCUUUUCUCGUUCAGCUCUCGUUAUCCGAUCAUAACCUGCCGCGUGUCACCUCCAACUUCGCCCUCCGUCGUCACUUCUCUUCCUCUCCCGUCGUCAAGCUCUUCCGACUCAUUAGCUUGUUCUCUCAAAUGUCCUCAUUUCCAAUCGUGCUCAGGUUGUACGCAGGAGUUCAAUCUCCACCGUCCAGCUGUUGUCGACGAAGCUUCAGGCUUCUUCAAGCGUUACGGCGUCGAAGAUUUCACUUUCGAUAGUUGUAGACUGUGGGGAUGGAGAUGCCGAGCAAAAUUGGCUGUUCGUGGCACUUCGGAUAAUGCAUUGAUUGGAUUGUACCAAGAAGGAACUCACACUGUUGUUGAUAUUCCUGAAUGCAAAUCUCAUCAUCCUAAUAUUAAUGCUGCCAUUGAGUUACUGAGAGAAGGUAUUAAGGUGUUUGAUGUCGUGCCAUUUGAUGAGGAUCAGGGCACUGGGGACUUACGAUAUGUUCAGAUGGCUGUUACGACGCACAGUACAAAUCUUCGUGCCCCAGAGAGAUACAAAAAUGGAAAAGUGCAGGUGUCCUUGGUUUGGAACUCGAGAAAUGAGAGAUCUCAUAAUGCAGAUAAGUUGCAAGCAUUGUCCAGCUACCUUUGGAGAAAGGGUGGACCCAACAGCAAGUUUCACCUGAUCCAUUCUGUCUGGGCUAACUUUCAGACAUCAACCAACAAUAUAAUUUUUGGAAAUAGAUGGAGGCAUCUUUUAGGUGAGAGAGAUUUCUGGGAACACGUAGGAGGAAUUGACAUAUCCUUGGAUCCUUCCAGUUUUGGCCAGGCAAAUACACGGGCUUUUGAUAGCUUGCUUUGGAAACUGCAUAAGUAUGUUCCAGGUGGAUCAUCUGUUGCUGAUCUCUAUGCAGGAGCCGGAGUGAUUGGAUUAUCAUUAGCUACUUCAAGGAAAUGCAGGCAAGAACAGAGAUUAUUCACAUCUGUUAACAAAGAAGCAAGGCUGUCUUUUGAGAAAACAAUCCAGCGGUUGCCGAACUCAUUGAAUUGCAGCAUCAGUUGGCACCAUGCAGAUGCUUCAGUUAACCCUCUUUCGUGGAUUAUAGGAUCAGAUGUAGUCGUUGUGGAUCCUCCUAGGAGAGGUCUCGAUGCUUCUCUCCGUCAGAUGUUGGAGUCUGUCCCCUCCAUUGAGAAAAGAAUGAGGUCGUCAUCACAGAGUUCAAACUCGAACACAAAAGAGGAGAAGAGGCCGUGGAUUUUAAGAGCAAAGGAACUUUCAAUUCAAGCUGGCAACAAGCUGACCCCUGAGGAGAACAAUACACUACCACAAAGACUCAUAUAUAUAAGCUGUGGUUGGGAAAGCUUUAAGGAGGACUGCAAGUCGUUAUUAUCUAGCAGAGCGUGGGAGUUGGAAAAAGCCCAUGGCUUCAACUUCUUUCCCGGAACCGACAGCAUUGAAGUUUUGGCCGUAUUCAAAAGAAGGGUUGCGAUAAAGAAAAAGAAGAAAUCGGGAAUAAAGAAAGUGGGAAUAAAGAAAGUGCGUGCUAAGUCACAGGACUCUUAUUAGUUAAUGUCUGUAACACUUGAACUUCAGAAGUUUAGGAGAUCAUCUAAUGGAUGAGAAAACAGUUUUGCUCUGUUCCUGUUGAUAAUUUGUG